Molecule: messenger RNA, 1178 nt
Organism: Rhinichthys klamathensis goyatoka
Lineage: Eukaryota; Metazoa; Chordata; Actinopteri; Cypriniformes; Leuciscidae
Gene: erich2
Product: glutamate-rich 2
Exons: 11
Coding region: 238-1137 (299 amino acids)
Source: RefSeq, a predicted model, not a curated record
GUGUCACGCAAGACGUUGGUUCCGGAAGGAGCAUGUUGCACUCGGAUUGUUUGGAGGUGACGCCUCCAGUUGCUAUGGAAACAGCACGCCUGCCCUCUCAAACUGCGACAGGGCUUCAGAAAGUCAAAAGAAACUUCUGAAAAGUGUUACUGUAGGCCUUCAAUUUUAUGACAGACUUCACAAUUACCCGUUCAGCUCUCGAUUACAGUCGAUAGAUCCUUUAAAAAUAAAGCACAGAUGAACAGAUUACAGUGUGUUGGGCGGCUGUCAGGAGUCUCAUCAAAAGACAAUGAAAAGGAGGUUGCACCCUCAAAACCAGUGAUUGGCAGCUCAACAGAUCCAGUGGCAAAAGAAUCAGUGGAAUGGAAACCAGAGCAGCAGAAACCAAAACCCAGCGGGAGGACAAGAGGACAGGAUUUAUCUAUAAACUAUGAGACAACAAAUAUCAAAGCUCCAAGUUCCACAAGGCAACCGAUAGCAAAACCCAGUGAAAAGAGAGAAAAGCAGGAUCCCUCUAUAAAGACAGAGGGGAAUCCUUCCCUAAACUCUGAAACAUCAAGUACCUCUCACAAAGAACACAAUUCCAAGAGCAGCAGAGGGUAUAAUGCCUCUAAAGCUCCGUCCUUCAGAAAUGUAACCACGCAUGGACAUAAACUACCUAAACAGGUCCCCCCUAUGAUGACAGAAAAGCAAGGAGAAUGUGAAGUCCAGUCAGAAAGUGUGCUUGAAAAACAUAUCCAGGCCCCUCAAGUAGUGUCGUCUGCAAAUGACCAGGAUCCUCAUGAGGCCCAAAGUGAAGAGGAAGAGACCGAGAGCGCAGAAGGACACGUGCCUCUAGAACUGUUUGCAGAGUUUCUACAGGCUGUGAUGACAAAGAAUUAUCCACUCGCCAAGAAGCUCUGUCAGAUGAUUUUAAUUUAUGAGCCCCAAAACUCAGAGGCUAAGAGCUUCCAGCCUCUCAUUGAAGAAAAGUUACUGAUUGAAGCGGAGGAGGAAUCGGAUGAUGAUGAUGAUGAUGAAUUUGACACAUCUGAUGAUGAUGAAGAUGACGUUGAGGAUGAUGACGAUGAGUCCACAGAUAGCUCUGACACAGAUGAAGAGUCCACUGAAAGCACAGAUGAUACAUUAUCAUCUUAAUCAUGAAUAAACAACAAACAAUCUAGUGAGGUGCGUUUCCC